AUGGCAGCAACCAUGGCAACAAUGGCAGUACUUAAUGCCAAGUGCUUGAGCAUCAACUCCAACAAGAAUAUCAAUCCCACCAAGGCAUCAUCAACAAAACCUAUCUCCCUUCUCUCCAUGCAAAACCUUCCCAAAGGCCUAACCAUCUCAAAACCAGCUGAUAACAUAACCCUAGCUGGUACUGCUGUUGCUGGUGCUAUCUUCACUACCUUGAGUUCAUGUGAUCCUGCUUUUGCUGCACAACAAAUAGCUGAAAUAGCAGAAGGUGACAACCGUGGUUUAGCAUUGUUGCUACCAAUAAUACCAGCCAUAGCUUGGGUGCUAUUCAACAUCCUCCAACCUGCUCUUAACCAGAUUAGCCGCAUGCGAGAGACCAAGGGGGUGAUCAUUGGGCUUGGACUUGGUGGAUUGGCUGCAUCAGGUUUUAUGUCAACGCCAGAUGCAUCAGCCAGUGAGAUUGCCAUGAUUGCUGAUGCAACAAGUGACAGCAGGGGUACCCUUCUGUUGUUUGUUGUCAUUCCUGCUAUCCUUUGGGUGCUCUACAAUAUUCUACAACCAGCUUUGAACCAACUCGAGAGGAUGAGGUCUCAGUGA
Messenger RNA from Dovyalis caffra, 594 nucleotides. The record is from the annotation of a GenBank genome assembly. NCBI's taxonomy places the organism in Eukaryota, Viridiplantae, Streptophyta, Magnoliopsida, Malpighiales, Salicaceae.